This is a messenger RNA of Helobdella robusta, 3783 nucleotides long. RefSeq lists its product as hypothetical. Gene Ontology annotation, cellular component: nucleoplasm. The record is from RefSeq and is a predicted model, not a curated record. Bases 1 to 3564 code for a protein of 1187 amino acids. NCBI's taxonomy places the organism in Eukaryota, Metazoa, Annelida, Clitellata, Rhynchobdellida, Glossiphoniidae. Gene Ontology annotation, biological process: negative regulation of gene expression, epigenetic. The transcript has 11 exons.
AUGAAGGAUCUCAUGAGGAUUAUCAACUUGAGCUACAAAGAUAAAGAAAGCCACAAAAACUUUGUCUACACUCGUCCUAGGAUUGUCAUUAAUUCAGAACUAACCAGCAAGUUUGUUGAUAAAAAGAAACGCAUGCGAACCAGUGGCUAUUCAGAAAAAGAAUUGCAAGAGACAUUUGGUUUCUUAUUUUUUGAAGAUGAUUUAAAGGCUGUGAAGGCAUGCAGAGAAGGAUUGCAGUCAAACAAUUCAUCAUUGACAUGUCUGGGAGAUCCAAAAUUAGGCGUGUAUUUGAGCAGGCAUGCUGAUGUACUGAGUGCCAAGCCAAUGAAGAACAAAUCAUCUGGGUCACUUCUCGUUGUCAAGAUGAUGAAGGGAAGGGCAAAGUUGAUGGCGGACAGAAGUAACAUCCUCCUUGAACCAUCUCCAAACUUCGACUGCCACAUGUUGAAAGCAUCCAGCAUAGAUGCCAAUGUCACGUCACAUGCUGAUCUCUUUGAGUGCACUCAACUGUAUAUGUACGAGUACACAGAGGAUUCAGAUCUUUCUACAAGUCCAGCACAUUUGCUUCCAUAUGCUGUUGUCAACAUUCGAUGUGAGAGAACAAGCAAGAUGGAAGUGCUUGCACACUCAUCUAACAAGCAUAAAUCGGGCAAAAGAUCGUCGCUUCAAGCGCCUCAAACAACGAAGAAGGAAUCUCCCAUCAAAAAGAGCAGAACACACGCAAAGGAUAUCGUCGAUUCUCUCAAUAAGGCCUUAACAGUUAAUGUUCCUCUGCCCACCUCUCACAACAGUCCCAAUCUUUUACUUCCCACGUUGCCACCUAAAGACCAGCAGAUCUGGUCAGGAUCCUUUUACGUCAGUGGAGUUUCACUUGGUCCCACGAUCUUGCAGUCAUCAUGUCCUCUCCUGGAUACCAGUCUUCUCGGUUGGGAGGUACGCAUAGAAGAGAAGGUAUCAGUUGUGUAUUUGAGGACACGCGUUCUUCCCGGCGUCGGCAAACUAGAUGACAAGCGGGAACAGGUAUAUGGCGGCAGGAGUUUCUUGUGUGGCAUCUUACAUCCCAACACAACUUGCAACGCUGAAUUCAAUUUGUUUGUCGAGCACCUUCUUGAAACAGAAAUGGUCGCUUAUUUGUUAUUACCCGAUUGUACAGAACUUUUCAUCGUGCCCAGCUUCUUCAUUAGAGAACAUGGACUAGUUCACCAGAAUGCUGCCCACAAGAUUCACUUGUGUUGUUUGUUUGUCAGCAAAUCAUCCAUAGCUGGAAAUUUUCAACGUUUCACAGCGUUAAAGUUUUCAUCGAAGCUGACGGAUAGUGGAAACACCAAUCAACCUCCUAAUAUGGAUACUGCUGGAUAUCUCACUUUCAUGGAAGCUCCUGCUUCUCCUGAGCCUGACGCCGAACAAGUUCCUAAUAUCAGGGAUCCGCGAAUCAGAUUCAAGUCCAAGUCCGUCAAUCCCGAUCUGUUGCCGACUCCAAAAUCACAAAAUCAGGAUAAGCAUGUCAUAGGUACAAGUCGGCUGCUCAGCAUAUUUGAGAACAUGGCUGAGCUUCAAGAUAAAAAAAAUGAUGAAAACUUGCGAAAAAUAACACUAGAAAAUAAUAAAUCCCUUCAAUUGAAGCCCGCUAUGCCACCGCAGAAACACAUCAAUACUAAAAUUAAUAGACAAGAUCCAAGACUGAAUAGAUUGGAGAAACAAAACGUAGCCCCCAUUCAUUCACUUGAUAAGCCAGAACAGUUUCCACAGAUCACACCAGCAUUAAAUGCUUCUAAUUCUGUUUCUUUUGUAGUUCAUCAGCCAGAAUCGAUCCCGGUUCCAUUAAUUUCUACCCCACAGCCUGUUACAUUAGCUCCGACACCCACGGCGUCACUUCCAACACAAAUUUCAAUGCCACUACCUAUAAUUUCUCAGUCGCUGCCUAUAAUAUCACCACCAGCUACCACAAUGUUUCAUCUUUCAUCCGUAUCAAUCCCUCCAUCCAGUACUUCAAUUCCAUCAUCUUUUGUGUCAAUUCCUCUCGUUUUAUCUCCUUCCUCUAGUGCACAACUACUUUUAUCUUCACUUAGUUCGACUUCUACCACAAUAACUGCUCCAUCUGUUAAAACUAUCGAAACGAACCUUUGUAAUCAAUCGAACAAAAUCUUAUCAGAAAUUAAAGUGAUGCCGACUGAUAUAUCGAGCAAAAUCUCAUCAGAAAUUAAAGUCAUGCCAACUAAUGCAUCGAGCAAAAUCUCAUCGGAUGUUACCGUUACGUCGACUGAUCCAUCGAACAAAAUCUUAUCAGAAAUUAGCACUACGGCAAUAGGUCCAUCGAAAAAAAUCUUGUCAGAAAUUAGUGCUACGGCUACUGAUCCACCAAGCAAAAUCUUGUCAGAAAUUAGCGCUACGGCGACUGAUCCAUCGAGCAAAAUUUUAUCAGACAUUAAAGUGAUGCCAACUGAUCCAUCGAGCAAAAUCUUAUCAGAAGUUAGUGUAAUGCCGAUUGAUCCGUUGAAAAUAAUCUCAUCAGAAGUUAGCGUAAUAACGACAGCUAAAGAGGUGGCUGUUUCUUCUCCAACAUCAAGCUUAACGACAUCAAUUCUGCCUAGUUCAAAACUGUCGGAAACCAUCACCAGCGCAAUGGCGGAUCCCAAAGUAGCUCAACUGCUUGAGGAACUGAAGAACAAAAACAUCAUCGGAUUGGGAGCCACUUUGAACCUUCCCAUUUUUAAUGCUUCGCCGUCAAAUGACCUUUCCAAAUUGGAACCGGAAAAUCAGCCUUCCACCAAUACUAAUGAAAACAAUAACGAUAGUAACCUUGAUAGCAGCAACAUUACUGAUUCUCGCUUGGGAACUAAUCCUAUGAUAGGCCCUGCUCAACAUUUUAGUCCAAGAAUUGCUCCUCUUCACAACCCUCUGCCUCCCCAGUGGAUUGAUCCGCGUCAUUCUUCCCAUGAUCAGCCCGGUCCUCGUUUUGAUCAUGGUGAUCACUAUGACACUGGCAACAAUUUUAACGAUCAGUUUCGUCCCAACUUUUCUGGACGGUUCAGGGGACCAAAAGUUCCUUUCCCUCCAUCCAACGAUUUUCAGCCAAGGCAUCGUAUGAAUUCGCCUCGUGAUUCUAAUUAUCAAGAACCUAGAAAACGAUUUGGAUCCUUCCUUCCAGAUCCUAAAACUUUUCAAAAAUCUUAUCAGGAUAAUCACCAAUUUCAGCAGCAGCAUUAUCACCAGCAACAUCAAUCACAGCACCAACAGCAUCAACCUCAACAGCAUCCGAAGCAGCACCAACAACACCAGCCACAACAUAUGCACCAACAACAUCAACCACAACAUCAGCUACAACAACAUCAACCACAAUACCAACAGUAUCAGCCACAGCACCAGCCAAACCAGUACCAACAACACCAACCUCAACAACGCCAGCCACAACAUCAUCAACCGCAACAACAUCAACCGCAGCGUCAACCUCAGAGAUCAUUUGGUUCCGGAAAGAUAGACCCAAGAUUAAACAGGACCCGUUUUUCAAAUCAUCCUAACCAAAAUAACAAUAGCUUUAACAGUAAUGAUAAUCGUAAUAAUUAAUGUUUCUUUUUAAAUAUUUUUCAUUUCUACAAAAGUUUUUCAAUCAUAACAUGAUAAUGAAUUAAAAAUUAAAAAUAAUGAAAUAAAUAUUGAGGCUAGACAGUGGACAGUGUCGAUGUACUGAUGAACGAUUCAGGUGUAUACAAUAUUUUUUGUUGCAAACUUAUAGCUAAAUUCUAGAAAGUGUGGGAAGUAAUUCAAGACUAGUUCCAAAGAAAA